Penicillium cinerascens is the source of this 426-nucleotide messenger RNA. Its product is annotated as phosphatase YCH1. The record is from RefSeq and is a predicted model, not a curated record. Gene Ontology annotation, cellular component: cytoplasm; nucleus. The transcript has 2 exons. The coding region runs from base 1 to 426 and encodes 141 amino acids. Lineage: Eukaryota; Fungi; Ascomycota; Eurotiomycetes; Eurotiales; Aspergillaceae. Gene Ontology annotation, molecular function: protein tyrosine phosphatase activity.
AUGUCGUCUAUUUCAAUCGCAACGCUGCAGCGCAUGAGCCGCGACACUCUUGCCGCUCUACUCUCCGCCAGCACACCCACCACCAAACUCGCAAUCAUUGACGUCCGUGACUCCGACCACGUCGGCGGCCACAUCCACUCUUCAACCUGGGUCCCCAGCUCCAGCCUGGAUGUCCGCAUGCCUGAGCUUGUCCGCACUCUCAAAGACACUGAGAAAGUCGUUUUCCACUGCGCACUGAGCCAGCAGCGCGGUCCCUCUGCAGCACUGCGAUAUGCGCGCGAGCGCGAACAAACCUACGGCCCCGAGGAAAGCCAGAAGCAGGAGGUUUAUGUUCUGGACGGCGGUUUUGUGAAGUGGCAGGAGAAAUAUGGGCGAGACAAGAAGCUGACUGAGGCUUACGCUGCUGAUAUCUGGCGUGAGGAUUAG